This is a messenger RNA of Mustela lutreola (European mink), 1237 nucleotides long. RefSeq names its product COUP transcription factor 2-like. The record is from RefSeq and is a predicted model, not a curated record. The coding region runs from base 11 to 1237 and encodes 408 amino acids. The transcript has a single exon. Gene Ontology annotation, molecular function: nuclear receptor activity; zinc ion binding; retinoic acid binding. NCBI's taxonomy places the organism in Eukaryota, Metazoa, Chordata, Mammalia, Carnivora, Mustelidae. Gene Ontology annotation, biological process: cell differentiation; negative regulation of transcription by RNA polymerase II; anatomical structure development.
CACCACAGAAAUGGAAACGGCGGUCAACACUCAGAGCGACCCCCAGGAUGAGAUCCCCAGCUUGGAGGGUAGCCCAGUCUUGCAGGUGAUUCCGGAGCCAGGGCCGCCACCCAGUGCCCCAUACUUGCCACAGACACCCAGCCAAGGUGGCCCAGUCAUCAGGCCGGCGGAAACGGUGGCUGUGGAACGGAGCAGCCUUGGUGGCUUGAAUGGUGACAACCGGCAGCAGCAGCAACAGCGUAUCGAUUGCGUGGUAUGUGGGGCCAAGUCAAGUGGCAAACACUACGGCCAGUUCACAUGCGAGGGCUGCAAGAGCUUCUUCAAGCGCAGUGUGGGGAAGAGUCAAAACUUCACAUGUCAAGCCAACAAAGACUGUCGCAUUGACCAGCACCAGCGCAACCGGUGCCAGUACUGCCGCUUCAAAAAGUGCGUCGACAUGGGUAUGAAAAGAGAUGCAGUGCACAAGAACAGGAUACCACUCGUCCAGCCAACCCGUGGGCAAGUAGUGCCGACCAAUAGGGAAUCCCUCGGCUUCCACACUAACCUGUCUGAUUAUAUUUCUCUGCUGAUCCACGCCGAGCCCUAUACCCUGUUCGGGUCAGGCAGCCAGUGCGUGCAGCCCAACGAUGUCUUGACCCUUGAGAACAUUUGUGAGCAGGCUGCCCGGGUGCUCUUCGGUGCCAUUGAAUGGGCCCAGAAAAUACCCUUCUUCCCUGACCUGCCCAUCGAUGACCAAGUGGCCCUGCUUCGCCUCACCUGGUGUGACCUGUUCAUGGUGAACUGGGCACAGUGCUCCAUGCCACUCCAUGUCCUCCCAUUCCUGGCUGCCACCAGCUUACAGGGCUCGCAGGCGUCCUCCAGCCAGGUGGCCAUCUUUAUGGACCAGGUACAGAUUUUUCAAGAGCAAAUGGAGAAGUUCAAAACUCUGCGCGUCGACCCCGUUGAGUACAGCUGCAUCAAAGCCAUAAUCCUGUUCACUUCAGAUGCCAUUGGUCUCUCUGAUGUAGCCAGUGUGGAAAGCUGGCAGGAAAAGUCCCAGUCAGCUUUGGAGAAAUACGUUAGAAUCCAGUACUCCAACCAACCAAUGAGAUUUGGAAAGCUUUUGCUUCGCCUUCCUUCCCUCCGCACAGUCUCCUCCUCCGUGAUAGAGCAAUUAUUUUUCGUUCAUUUGGUAGGUAAAAUCUCCAUCAAAAGCCUCAUCCGGGAUAUAUUAUUGUCGGGUAACAGUCCUAACUAG